Molecule: messenger RNA, 4218 nt
Organism: Megalobrama amblycephala (Wuchang bream)
Lineage: Eukaryota; Metazoa; Chordata; Actinopteri; Cypriniformes; Xenocyprididae
Gene: brf1a
Product: BRF1 RNA polymerase III transcription initiation factor subunit a
Exons: 19
Coding region: 620-2635 (671 amino acids)
Biological process (GO): transcription by RNA polymerase III; transcription preinitiation complex assembly; DNA-templated transcription initiation
Cellular component (GO): transcription factor TFIIIB complex; nucleus; transcription preinitiation complex
Molecular function (GO): RNA polymerase III type 3 promoter sequence-specific DNA binding; RNA polymerase III general transcription initiation factor activity; TBP-class protein binding
Source: RefSeq, a predicted model, not a curated record
UGCGUUGUCAUGGGAUCGUCCCAGCUCAUGCCCUUCGAAGGGAGUAGGGCAUAGGGAUGCUCCCUUCCGUUUGGAAUUUGCCCAAUGUUGCACACUACGUUUACAUGUUACGUCAGUAUGACCAGAGCGUUUCAGACAGGGAAACGAUCCAUGAGUGAGCAAGCUAUUGAAUCUUAUAUAUCGUAUACUUAUUAUUUAAUGAUUUCCGAGUAAUAAUUCGUUUUAAAACAGAACAAUAGUGUUUCUAGUACGGUGCAGUUGUCUCUCACAGUAUGUUGUAAUGGACGCGAGCAGUUGUGGCACCCCUCCGCGCUCAUAAUGGUAUGCGCCGUAUCGCACGCUGACUGGAAACAUGUGGCUCACUGUGUUUUUUGGAUAGUGGAGGCUCAGUUUGCCGGUUUGUCAUGUAGAGAAACAUAUCGCAUCUUUUAGGAAAUAAAUCAGUGAUACAGUCUGUAAAACGACUGAAAGUCAAGAAUACACAGUUGUCACCUCGACAGACAGGAACUGAAGGGCCUUUAACGGGCUCUCUGGAUCAGACAGGUGAAGCCUGCGACCAGUUAUCUUUCAGCUGCUCCAGAGAUCAUUCCUCUAUUGUGUGAGCUGAUUGGUCGUGACCAUGAGGAGGUGUAAGAAUUGUGGGGGGACGGACAUUGAUGUGGACCAGGCACGGGGUGAUGCCGUGUGCAUGGGCUGCGGCUCCGUGCUGGAGGACAACAUCAUCGUUUCCGAGGUAACCUUCGUGGAGAACAGUGGAGGAGGAUCGUCUGCCGUGGGGCAGUUUGUUGCUGGUGACUCAUCUGGAACUGUGCCAUCAUUGGGAGGAAAUUUCCACACUGGGGUUGGGAGGGAGUCCAGAGCUGCCACUCUACAGAAUGCUAAGCGACAGAUAAACCAUCUUGGUCAUCAGCUACAAAUGAAUCAGCACUGUCUGGACACUGCCUUCAACUUUUACAAGAUGGCACUCUGCAAGCAUCUGACCAGAGGACGCAAAUCAUCCCAUGUCAUCGCCGCCUGCCUCUACCUCGUCUGCCGGACAGAGGGAACGCCUCACAUGCUACUUGACUUGAGUGACAUCCUACAGGUGAACGUGUAUGUUUUGGGGAAAACCUUCCUUGUUUUAGCCAGGGAGCUGUGCAUCAACGCACCAGCUAUCGAUCCGUGUCUUUAUAUCCCGCGUUUUGCGCAAAUGCUGGAAUUUGGAGAGAAGAGCCACGAGGUUUCGAUGACGGCACUGCGUCUCCUGCAGAGGAUGAAGAGAGACUGGAUGCACACAGGACGAAGACCUUCAGGCCUCUGCGGAGCAGCUCUCUUGGUUGCAGCCCGUAUGCACGAGUUCCGUCGCACAAUUAAGGAAGUGAUCAGCGUGGUGAAAGUCUGUGAGGCCACACUGAGGAAAAGGCUGAAUGAAUUUGAGGACACGCCCACCAGCGAGUUGACUAUUGAAGAGUUCAUGAGGGUGGAUCUGGAGCAGGAGUGCGACCCGCCCUCUUACACGGCUGGACUUAAGAAGCAAAAGCUAAAACAGAUUGAGCUGGAACUUGCAAAGAAAGUUGAUGACAUUGAAGGUGAAAUCUGUGGCUAUCAGGAUGAGAUUGAAGUCGAGCUGGAGAGCUGUAGGCCCAGAGCCAGGGGAUUUUAUGCAUCCUACUCCAAAGAAGAUGAUGUGAUUUCCUUGGCAUCAUCCAGUGUCCUUGUUGGUGAUGAUGGAGAGGACGAUGAGCUGAGGGCAGCAGCGUCUCACCUGUGCAGUACUGUAUGUGCAGAGGAUGGAGGUGGCAAUGAGCAAGACCGAGAUAGAGAGAAAUCCACUCCAACCAAACGGCCCUCGUUAGCAUUAUUGCUUGGAGCUUUGCCCACUGCUGCCAGUUUGGGCCUGCCCGAGUCCAUCACUAAAAUGGGAGAGGAGAAGGAGAACGAUGUGGAGGCAGAAAACGGUGAGCUAGACCUGAGCGGUAUUGACGAGGACGAGAUCGAUCGGUAUAUCCUGAAUGAGAAGGAAGUUAAGGUGAAGACCGAACUGUGGAUGCUUCAAAAUGCAGACUACCUCAAAGAACAGAAAGAAAAGGAAGAAAGAAUAGCAAAGGAAAAGGAGGAGGGUACAUAUAAAGAGCGGAAGCCUAGAAAAAAGUCAGCACGGAGGCAUGAGCCCAUCAAUGCCAGCACUGCAGAUGAAGCCAUUGAAAAGAUGUUAGAGCAGAAACGCAUCUCCACUAAAAUAAACUAUGAUGUCCUGAAAGACUUGAACAAAUCCAGCCUAAAAAGUCCCACUCGCCAUCCUGAAGAAGGUUCCACUGGAGCCAAAAGCACCCCCGCGGCCCGCCAACGGAAACCCCUACUGACUUCACCCAGUAUUGGCAAAACUAUCAGCAGUUUUGGCAAGAGGUUACAGCCCCUGGUGUGUGCGCAGCCCUCUAAGAAGCUGGCCCUCGAUCAGAAAGGGUCUGGUGCUCCAUUGCCCAUUCCUGCUGCCCCAACCCAGAAUGCUACUGUUGUAGAGAGUGGACCGGUGGCGUAUGAAGACCCUGCAGAUGAAGAAGAGGAGGAUGAGGAGGACGAACACUGUGUCAGUGCUGUGCAGUUAAUGGGCAGCACUGAUUAUGGCUAUGAAUUAGAUGAUGAUGAUGGCUUCUGAAUCCAGGGUGUCUGUGGGAGCACCAGUGGAGAGGACACACUAACACUUAGCCUGCUGCUUCAUUUUGACCCCAAAACACACAUACAACAAUGUCCAUCUCACGACUCCUGGUGUUCCUGCUUAUGUUUGCAAGAUGAGAAGAAAGAUUGUGGACAUCACACACAACAGAGGAGAAGACCUACAACUAAACAAGAACGAAGACCCCAUAUUCUUGUGUUUGUGCUUUUCAGUAGAUGCAUGUUCUGAGCUCAUGUGCACUAAGUAACUUAAACACCAUUUAAACUCACACAAACAGGAGCAUGAGAGUAAAUGGAUGUGUGUGCGGUGAUUGGGAGAGAUGAUUCUCUCUCUGGAGUGUGUGAGCCUGCUAGCUAACUGCAUUACUGUGUGUUUUAGGCUAAUGAUGACAUAUGAUCUUUCACAUCUAAAGCGAUUAGCCCACAUGAGGCUCUGGCCUCUGUGUGGACAAACGUGCGCAUGUACACGUGCCUUUUACAAUUGCAGUAUACAGGCCUGGAAUAGUAUUACUUUUAGAGCCAAAGUGUUAUUCUUUAAACCAGAUAUAGCUUUAUGUGUUCAGUUUUCAGAGUGGAGUACGGGUGUGAAAUCUGAUUAGUAACAGUGUUAGAUUUUGCUCAGCUACUUGGCUGCUUUCCUAGUGCCUUGUUAAUUUUUAUUAUUAAAUUACCCACUGGUCUGAUGGAUUUUCCAUUUUGAGCUAGUUAAUUUUUUUUUACUUAAACAAUGUUUAAAAGGUACUUUGAUGAGAGCAUAAUUAUUUUUGAUUCGAUGGUUGCUGCUUUUCUGGUUUAUGGAGAUGAGUACUUGAAAAAUUCAUUCCUGAUAAAUGCUGUUAAAUAUUUACAAAAUGCAAUAUUUGUUUUUUGACCGAUAAAGGAGAUGUUUACAGUGUUAGAUUGUUUCAAAAUGGAUUGAUAGUUUAGUAUUGAUUUGUUAAUGAGGAAGAAAAUAUGAUUGUUUUAAUAGUAUUACUCAUAUCUUAAUACUCAGUAUUGAAAAAGUGCUCUUGGAGAAUGUUUUACUUUAUUUAUACUUUAUUCUCUUCAGACUCAAAGAUGAGUAAAAAAUAGGAGUACACUAUUUUUUUCUGUUAGAAAUGUAUUUGAGUGGUUUAUUCUGGCACAACACAGCAGAUAUUACUGAUGCAAACCCAAGCCAUUCAGAUUUUGAUAAAGCCUAAUAAUUACAAGUACAGAUGAUCCAAUUUAUUAAGAGUAAGCAUCUUAAAAUGUUAGAAGAUACAAAAAAAGAAACAAGUUGGACAGUGAUCACAAAUUGUACUGUUUAAACAAUUGACCCAAACAUCUGUAUUUGCAUCCACAAUUGAUAAAUUAAAAUAAAUGUCUUUGUGAACUCUUGCUUGCUUAAUAAAAACUAGUAUACGAGUCUUCAGGAUUUCGAAAAGAUCAGAUCUUGCUCUGUAGCUCAUUAGAGCCAGUGUCUUUUGGAAUUGAUUGGUUUGGUCUUGCGGCAGUAAUGUUGACUAUACAACAGACUCAAAGCAGUGUUCAGUAAACCUUAAAUAGUAUUUAUGAGCAAAGAAAUAAAGAGUAAUCAUGAUA